GAAAUAUAAUAUGAUAUCUAUCGGCUUGUUUUCUUAACGCGACAGAAAAUCCAGAAGCUUCUUUAUCGUCGUCGGGUUGCAAUAGCAAAGUUUUCCCCACACAGAAAAACCGGUCUCCAUUUCUCCUGUGUGUUAAAAGCUCAAAAAUUUGUGAUUUUUUCUUUUCAUUUCUCGUCUUGCCUGAAUAGCCUAUUCAGCGAUCGAAAAAAAGAGAGAUGGAUUGGGGAACUGUGACGGCUGAAGAUCUAAUGGGUGCUUUAAGGGAAGUAGAUUGGUCUACUCCACCUCGCCCUCUCCAUGAAUUCUUCUCUAGAUUCACCAUCCCUCGAUCUUAUCCCAAGUGGAACAGCCGCUUCAAGUGCAAUCUUUACUACUAUAGGACCAACUACUUCAUUGUGAUUGUGUUGGCUCUCGGGGUUGCAUGUCUCACGAGGCCGAUAGCUAUUACUGCUGCUGCUUUGACAGCUCUUAGCAUUGCGUUUCUUAAUGAUAGUUUUGCAGCUACUUUCAGUGAGAAGGUGACAAGAACUGUAAGAAAGUUCUCUCCACAUUUGGCAGCAAAGAUGAGGCCUCCUCACAUGCCUGUUAUUCGUGGUCGAUCAGCUAAAAAAUCUGUAUACAUCUGUGGCCAACCUCGUGGGGUGUGUGUGUUUUUAUUCUCAGCAGCCAGUAUUAUUCUGUGGUUCACUUCUGGGAGUCUAUUGUACGUGUUAUGGGCAUUUGGUAUCGGCCUCCUUGUUACUAUUAUUCAUGCAAGUGUUAGGACACCUAAUCUGAAGGCACGCCUAAAUACAUUCCGUGAAGAAUUUCGUGCAGUGUGGCGCAAUUAUAGUGAGCUUUGAAGGAGAUCAGGACGUAUGGAAAUCCUGACCUGCACCUUAAAUUUCAAUUAAGCUGCAAGUAUUCUUUGUAAAAUGUAAACAAGUAGGUCGGUCAUUUUAAUGGAGAAUACUGAAGAACUGUAAAUUUCUGCAUUAUAAUCCAUUUUUGUAUUUUUAUUUUUCUCCCA
Messenger RNA from Jatropha curcas, 1009 nucleotides. NCBI's taxonomy places the organism in Eukaryota, Viridiplantae, Streptophyta, Magnoliopsida, Malpighiales, Euphorbiaceae. The record is from RefSeq and is a predicted model, not a curated record.